Messenger RNA from Colletotrichum abscissum, 1737 nucleotides. RefSeq lists its product as uncharacterized. Bases 1 to 1737 code for a protein of 578 amino acids. The transcript has 3 exons. Lineage: Eukaryota; Fungi; Ascomycota; Sordariomycetes; Glomerellales; Glomerellaceae. The record is from RefSeq and is a predicted model, not a curated record.
AUGAUGUUCCGCAAGCUCAUUCCGGCUAUCGCGGCCUUGAUCGCGGCACUCCCGCCGGUCAAUGGUCAGGCCGUCCGCUUCAACAACCCGGAAGGGGUUGACAUUUGGUGCGGAAAGGCGUAUCGCGCAACAAACUCUUCCUUUGACCCAGGUGGAUGGUUCCCCGAGCCAGCCAUCUCCAGCGUUCCCCUUCUGCGACUCAAGGUGCGACCGCGGCUGAGCAUCUAUCUUGAGACCGACUCUUCAGCAAACCUACUCAUCGACGCCGCCGUUUCGAACCAGGUCGGCUCUCCGCUGCCCGUCGGCUAUGGAUCGAACUACACCAAUUCGACAUCCAAGCCGUUGACAGUUGAGAUUUUGCUGGGAGAAGAUGUCCUUGCGACCGAAGAAGUUGCGCUCGGAUCUCGCGAUAACGAAGUUGCUCUCCCGCUAGACUCGCUCACUCCGCGUAUGGAGGCGUACAACAUCACGAUCCGAACAAAGUUGGACUCUUUGCAUGUGUACGAAGGCUGGACCGAGUUUCCGUAUCUUCCGUACCCCGAGGACUACGGUAGCGUGUCGCGUAUCGAUAACCUGUACGGCGGACUUCUCGCGCAACGAGGCAAGGAUGCUGAUUGGGACCUCAUCUUCGCAUACACCUACUACACACAAUGGACCUUGUACUGGAACGACAGCGUCGACACCCUCAACGAGUUCGCCGCCAUGGGCUACAACGUAAUCCACAUUGUGCCCACAGGCAGCCUCGGCGAGAUCCCCUUCCCCUGGGACGAAUUCGAGCCCUACCUCCAGCGGGCCGACGAGCUGGGCCUCUACCUGCGCUACGACGUCCUAUGGACCUGGCCGAACCUCACAAACAUGGUCGACCAGGUCACCCGGCUGCGCACUCACCCGUCCAUCCUGCUGUGGUACCAGAGCGACGAGGCCGACGGCAAGGCGAACCCGGCCAACUCCACGGGGAUGGCGUACGAGCAGAUCAAGGCGAUUGACCCGUACCACCCGGUCUCCCUCGCGCUCAACUGCUGGGACUUUCACUACGCCGAGUACGGCGCCGGCGCGGAUAUCAUCAUGAGCGACGUUUACCCCGUCGCCAUCAACGCGACGUUUUCGACAGUGUAUGGCACCGAGUGUAAUGCCACGUACGGGUGCUGCGGUUGCGACGACUGCGAGGGUAAUUUUGAGGAUAUCUCUGUGCGACUGGACGAGUUCUACCGUAGAGAUGAGAUCCUGGGAUGGCAGAAGACGCAGUGGUUUGCACCGCAGGCAUUUGGCAACGAGACCUUUUGGGCGCGGUACCCGACCGCCGAGGAAGAGGUUGUCAUGACGGUGUUGUCGGUCAACCACGGCGCAAAGGGCAUCGUGAUGUGGAAUUACCCGGCCACGCCGGAGCUGGAGGGUAUGACGAGCAAGUUGGCUGGUGUGUUUACUAACGAAGCUGCGGUAGAGUUCUUGCUUGGCACGGAGAGGACGCAGGAUCUUGCUGUUGAGGGUGCGAAGAGGGUUGAUGCGGCGGUGUGGGUUGAUGAAGCGAAGAAGCAGGUGCUUGUCAGUGUAGUCAAUCUGAGUUAUGAUGAGAUUUCGGGCGAGAUCAGAGUUGUUUUGCCGGAUGGAGUGGAGGUUGGCGAGGUUGUUGAGGUGCUUUGGGGCGAUGUUGCUUGGGAGAUGGUUGAUGGGAGUUUGGUUGCCACGGAAGGGUUGCUUGGCCUGCAGACUUCGGUGUUUAUUACCGCUUUACUCUGA